Lutra lutra (Eurasian river otter) is the source of this 3196-nucleotide messenger RNA. It is a transcript of the gene DCUN1D2, whose product is annotated as defective in cullin neddylation 1 domain containing 2. The record is from RefSeq and is a predicted model, not a curated record. NCBI's taxonomy places the organism in Eukaryota, Metazoa, Chordata, Mammalia, Carnivora, Mustelidae. The transcript is spliced from 7 exons. Gene Ontology annotation, biological process: positive regulation of ubiquitin-protein transferase activity; protein neddylation. The coding region runs from base 729 to 1364 and encodes 211 amino acids. Gene Ontology annotation, cellular component: ubiquitin ligase complex. Gene Ontology annotation, molecular function: cullin family protein binding; ubiquitin conjugating enzyme binding; ubiquitin-like protein binding.
GUCACCUGAGAUAAGCCCAGACCUGGCUGGCCCGUAUCUGGAAGUCCGGGCGCCGUUUUCCUUCCUUAUGGACUAUAUAUAGUACAGAGACUUGGCAGUUCCCUUGUUUACGACCUCCCACAGCCUCUGCUCUAUUUUUCCAUUUAUUUCUGUCUCACGUACACAGAUGUUUCUGUUAUUCGUAUGAUCACAUUUAGUCCUAACGGGCUUUUUGUAGCCGCUCAGGGACUGUGGUGAGCGGUGCCCACCACGUCAUCAGUUACCUUUGUAUAUUCUCAUCACUGUGGCUCCGCUGAUCUUAAACAGGGAAAACCUGAAACAUUGAUGUUCACACACCGUGCAGCCCUUCUCCUGCUCAGCAGAGCCUGGAAUCAGCCGACGCUGAAGAGGACCCUGCAGUGGGCUUUGUCAUUUCAGUCUUCAGAAGACCGUGCCAUCUUCCCGACUGAUGAAGAGCGAGACGUGUGGUCCUGGAGUUCUGGGCGAGGCUGACACGGGGGAAACAGCCACGUCCAGCUAGAGCACCGGCAGCAGUCAUGGGACGCUGAAGCUCUGGUCCAGUGGUGUUGGCUCUCCUGCUGUGUACACAGAGGUCAUCUUGGAAGAGCAGGGGCCCGGGUUUAUGGCAUUUCCUCCCCGUGGCCUGCCACAUAGCGCAGGAUGAGCGGAAAGUAGACGUGGCCGCAGACGACUUCUUGCCGAACCCAGACUCUUGCCUCCAGGCACCCAUGAGAAGCGGGGUGGACAGGAAGAAGCUGGAGCAGCUGUAUGACAGGUACAAAGACCCACAAGAUGAAAAUAAAAUUGGAAUUGAUGGGAUUCAACAGUUUUGUGAUGACCUGAGCCUAGAUCCUGCCAGUGUCAGCGUUUUGGUCAUAGCCUGGAGGUUCGGGGCGGCGACACAGUGUGAAUUUAGCAAAAAGGAGUUUGUGGCUGGUAUGACAGAGCUUGGGUGCGACAGCACGGAGAAGCUGCGGGCCCUUCUGCCAAGACUGGAGCAGGAGCUGAAGGAUCCGGUGAAGUUUAAGGACUUUUACCAGUUUACCUUUUCCUUCGCUAAGAACCCCGGGCAGAAGGGUUUAGAUUUAGAAAUGGCUGUUGCAUACUGGAAUUUAGUAUUACCUGGGAGGUUUAAAUUUUUAGAUCUCUGGAACUCCUUCUUACUGUUCCAGAUUCAUCCUGAAGCCUCCACUGUCCCUAAUGUCCAGCAGCGCAUGUGGUGCGGCUCGGUCCGCGCCAGACUGCAGACCAGGCCAACUGGACGGUCAGACUCCGGAGGGUCAGGAGCGUGGCCUGUCCUCAUCGAUGAUUUCGUGGAGUACGCGCGGCCCGUUGUCACGGGCGCCAAGCGCAGCCCUUUCUAGGCAGAAGAUUAUGAUGUGUCGAGAUGCCGAGAGGAGGUGCCUCCCGCACAGGGACGCUUUGCCGAUCGAUGUGCCCGGGACGCUGGCCCUGGUGGUUGCUCUCGCCAGCCGGGAUGCUGGAUUGACCUCCCCGGGCUGCAGAAAGGGCUGAGCUGGAUGCCGGAAGGAGCGCCUCAGAAGACGCUGCUUUGGAACGCCGGCCGUGGCGUCCAGCCCACUUUAGGAGUCCAGUUAGUCAGUCCCCGUCCGUCCGAUGAGGGGACCGUUGCAUGGUCUGCAUGCUACUCGAGAAAAAGGAACCGGGGCUGUUUGCAGAGCGGCCGGGCCUUCUGCCGCGUUCAUGAUGUACCGUGAUCGCCAGUGGUGACCACGGCUCCCGCCAACUGCUGUCCUCCCCGUCACCCCCAAAGAGGUGUGACCGUGUCCUCGGGCAUGCCGUGCACUUUUGCUAGUCAGAGCCGCUGCCCGGCUACCCUAACGAGCCUCUGCAGGGAUCCCAACAUUUUAUAAACCUGGUGCCGGGAUUUCAAGAUUUCUAUUUUCUCAAUACCAAUGUCUAGAUUUAUUAGAUCUAUUUUUAUUCUAAUUCCCCGUAGAUGCUCACGUGAAAGUCAUUCGGUGGUUCUCGGUGUGUGGCGGCUUGUGCACUCACGGCACACGUGGGCUGUGACUCCAGGACGCAACUGUCAACUGUGACAAGUCGUGGGGCUUUUCCUUCCAACGUCAUUUGAAUGAGUUUCCUAAAAAGUUUUGUAAAGUAUGUUUUUUUUUUUAAAUGUAUUUUAUAACAUUUAAAAAGACAUUUUUCCAUAUAAAGUUUUUCUUUCACAAGCAACGGGUUAUGCAUUGGAACGGCAUGUGACUUGCGUCCCUGCAGCGGUCUGGGAGGCCUGUCGCCCACCCCAGGGCCGCGUGUGUGUUGCCUACGUCUCGUCACCUGUCACCCGUGCGGAGACCUCCACCUCGUCUCUGCUGGAAGCCCGAGCUUGGCACGUCGCUGUCUGAUUCUUUGUUGUCUGCUGGCAGAGGAGAUUGUCCCGCGAGGCCCGCAGCCGGCCGGCUGAACGUGGAAGGCCCGUCUGGAGAAAGCUGCGUGUUCUAAAAAUCACAGUGUGGACCGUACCUCGUGCGGAAGGAGCUUCACGUCAUGAGUUCACAGGACAGACGAGUUGGCGUCACUUCACAGGAGGGAGGAAGUUCGCUUCGGGUCCUCCGUAUGUGGACAGUGUCCUGCCAUGUGUGCUUGAGUUGGCGUUUCCAGAAGCAUCCGGGCCAGCGGGGGUUUGCACACCUGCUGCGUGGGAACUGGGUGUGCUUUAGGAGGGAGUCUUUCGAACACACAGCAGGCUGUGGAGGGCAGGAAAGAGGGCUCGGGGCCUGGACGCCACCGUCAGGGCCGCGGUGGCCCCUCGCGAGACUCACGACCGAGUCGUGCAGCUUCUCCUGGGCCUGCACAUCCGCCGCUGCACAGGAACAAACGGCCGUCUCUGCUUGUGAGCCGGGGUUUCGGAGAGAGCCUGGUUUUAUAGAAUAAACACCUCCACAAGUUUGAGGCAUCCUUUGGGGUCGCGGCUUCCUGCCAGGUAAGUGUUCUGCUCCGAGAGGCUGUGGAGCGUGGUCAUCUCGCACAGACCCCAGGGUCCCUGGCAGCUGCUACUUCUCAAGACUCAGUGUGGCGGGGCUCCUGUGGCCGCUCGUGGGGACGCAGCCGAGCCUUGGGGCUCAGGCAGAGGCUCUGCAGAGAGCCGGGCUGCUUUUUCUUGUGUGUAUUUAAGGCUUAUGUGCAAGUGCUGGGGGCUUCAGAAACAUUAAAAUAAAUUAUUUUCUCUGGU